AUGUCUCGAAUUUUGAUAAACCUAUCGAUCAGUCUUAUUAUCUUAUUGGUAUCUCUAGCUACGGUCAGUUUGGCUGACACCUGCACAGUUUGCAAGUAUGAUGGCACAGCUUACCACACCAACAGUGUUUCGGAAUACGCCAGCGACCUGUGCUUGGUUGUCAAGAAUGAUAUGGGUGCUGAUUGCGUCAACAAGGCUUGGUACACACACUUUAAGGACACAAAAUAUAAUGGUCAAAAGACAUAUUGCCGAAUUAAAUGUAAAGAUCAAAAAACUCUUUGUGCGAGCCACUGGACUGACCAGCCCAACGUUGGACCGAAAAAUGGACCACAUGAUUCGCUCAUCGGGGGUGUCCACAUGCCAUGUGAUCAAUGGCCCACAUCAUAG
This is a messenger RNA of Melampsora larici-populina 98AG31, 387 nucleotides long. RefSeq lists its product as uncharacterized. The transcript is spliced from 2 exons. Lineage: Eukaryota; Fungi; Basidiomycota; Pucciniomycetes; Pucciniales; Melampsoraceae. Bases 1 to 387 code for a protein of 128 amino acids. The record is from RefSeq and is a predicted model, not a curated record.